CAAGCCCUGCUGGGACUACCCCAUGUGCACCUUUCCCCUAGGCACCCCUGCCAGUGGGUUCUCCUAUCCACCUUCCCUGGGACACCCCCUGCCGGGGCUACCCCAUAUGCGUUGUUCCCCUGGGUACCCCCGCCGUUGGGUUCUCCUAUCCAUCUUCCUUGGGACACGCCUUGUCGGGGCUACCCCUGAACACCAUGCCCAGGGCUGGCAGGCUACCAGUGUAAGGGUAAGAGACCACUGCCUGGGACAUCCCUGUGCACACUGCCCUGGGGCCACCUCCUGCCCAGGAAGCUACCAGUGUGAAGUUUGCAACUUUAUGUCUCAUGAAAAGUGCCUCAAGCAUGUGAAGGUACCAUGCUCGUGUAUUGCGUCAAGUCUCGUCAGGAUUCCAGUUGCACAUUGUUUUGGACCUCCAGGACAUUACAAAAGAAAGUUUUGCACCGUGUGCAGAAAGCAGUUAGAGUCCCUUGCAUUUCGAUGUGAAGUGUGUGAAUUACACGUGCAUACAGAUUGUCUCCCAUUUGCUUGCAGCGAUUGUCGUCAGUGCCAUCAAGAUGGGCAUCAGGAUCAUGAUACAUACCAUCAUCAUUGGAGGGAGGGAAAUCUCUCGUCCAGUGCUCGCUGUGAGGUCUGCAAGAAAACCUGUGGUUCUUCGGAGGUGCUGUCUGGCAUGAGGUGUGAGUGGUGUGGGAUUCUGGCUCAUGCUUCUUGCUACAUUAUUGUACCACCAGAAUGUACUUUUGGAAGAUUAAGGAAUAUGAUUCUUCCUCCGAAUUGUGUGCGGUUAGUUUCUCGCAAUUUCAGCAAAAUGCACUGUUUUCGAAUAUCAGAGAGCCUGCAAACAGAACCAGAUGAAGAUGAGGAUGUUGAUGGCUUAACACAAGGGUCAGUGAAAGAUGCCCAAAUUUCAACAGAUUCAAGUAAACAAACAUUAAAGAUAUUUGAUGGGAAUGAUGCAGUAAAACGCAAUCAAUUUCGACUGAUUUCUGUUCCAAGGAUUGCAAAAAGUGAAGAGGUUGUGGAGGCAGCGCUGAGGGCAUACUACGUAAAUGAUGAUCAGCAGCACUAUGAGCUCCAGACAUUUUCUCAGCAGACCUUGUUUUCUGAUGACAUCAUCAACAGGAAUGAUGCCCCUGAAGAAACCAACCCAGGGCCAGUGUUCAGAGAGGCGGUUCCUGAAGCUUGGAUCAUCAGAGCCAAAUCUAAGGAUCACGAAGUAAUAAGAAUUUAUCCCAGUUGGCUGAAAGUGGGAAUGGCAUAUAUCUCUCUGCGAAUAGAUAAGGAAAGCACCACCCAGACAGUAAUUAAAGAAGUUCUUCCGCUAUUAGGACGGCAGACGGAAUGCCUCCAGAAUUUCAAACUUCUAGAAGUACUUAUGGGCAGUAAGCAAGUUCAGCGAAUGGUGCUGGAUGACCAGGAGAUGAUCCUUAGCAGACUUAGGGACAUAAGAAAGACUUCAAUACGUCAGAUGAAUCAAACAAGAUUUUACAUUGUAGAAAAUAAUAAAUCUGUCGUGCGGGUAAAUUUGUUUGUGGGUGGCUUGCCACCUCAGCUCUCUGCUGAAGAAUACACUAACAUCCUCAAGGAUGACUUAGCUAUCAAAACAAAUCUGCUUUCUUUGAGUCAUGUUUACUCAAUGCAAGGUGCUGUUGUACUUGAAAUGUCUUGUUUUUCUGAAGCUGAAAGAAUAUAUAUGCUAGCUAAAGAUACAACGGUCAAUGACAAACAGCUUACUGCCACUGUGAUUCCUGAAGUUCUGCAUACCAAGCUACCACAGAACUGCUGUCCACUACUUGUCUUUGUGAAUCCCAAAAGUGGAGGUUUGAAAGGCCGAGAUCUACUCUACAGUUUUAGAAAACUACUAAAUCCUCAUCAGGUCUUUGAACUCACUAAUGGAGGUCCACUGCCUGGAUUUCAUACAUUCUCUCAAGUUCCCUAUUUCCGAGUGCUGGUGUGCGGCGGCGACGGCACAGUUGGUUGGGUCCUUGGUGCGCUGGAGGAAAUCAGACACAGGCUCGUGUGCUCAGAGCCCUCUGUAGCCAUCUUACCUUUAGGAACAGGUAAUGAUUUAGGGAGGGUGCUUCGCUGGGGAGCUGGUUAUAGCGGGGAAGAUCCCUACUCUAUUCUGAUAUCUGUAGAUGAAGCUGAUGAGGUACUUAUGGAUCGUUGGACCAUCCUUUUAGAUGCUCAGGAAGCUGUUGAAAGUGCAGAGAAUGGUAUUUUGGAACCUGAGCCUCCAAAGAUUGUACAAAUGAACAACUAUUGUGGCCUUGGAAUAGAUGCAGAAUUGAGCUUGGGCUUUCACCAUGCUAGAGAAGAAGAACCAGGCAAAUUUAAUAGCAGGUUUCACAACAAAGGGGUAUAUGUAAAAGUUGGACUGCAGAGGAUAAAUCACACCAGAAACCUUCACAAAGAGAUAAAACUUCAAGUGGACCAGCAUGAAGUUGAGUUACCAAGUAUUGAGGGACUCAUUUUCAUUAAUAUCCCCAGUUGGGGGUCUGGAGCUGAUCUCUGGGGAUCUGACCAUGAUAAUCGAUUUGAGAAACCAAGAAUCGAUGAUGGCUUACUGGAAGUUGUGGGGGUGACCGGUGUUGUGCACAUGGGCCAAGUACAGGGCGGUCUGCGAUCAGGGAUCCGCAUAGCCCAAGGAUCUUACUUUCGUGUUACGCUUCUGAAACCAAUACCCGUUCAGGUAGAUGGAGAGCCCUGGAUCCAGCCACCAGGCCAGAUUAUCAUUUCUGUUGCCGGACCAAAGGUCCAUAUGUUGAAAAAAUCCAAACAGAAGCAGAAAAAAACUGGAAGCUUGAAAGAGACAAGAACAGAUAGUGUAUCAAUCACUGAAGUGGGACAUUAAAUUGAGCGGCCCUUUACAGAACAAAAGCAGCCCAGCUACUGUAGAUGAAAGGAGCCUGCACUGUACAGCUGUGUGCAGGAGUUUGGUAAAGAAGCGUUCCUAAUGAGCCUGCCCUUGAUUCCACUGCAGUAGUACUGUGUUCUGCUUAUUUUGUUAAAUGAUUGUGCCUGAUUAGGUGGCUGACGCACACCUACUCAUAUACCACUAAUUUCAUUCGAAAUGUUUGCCUUUGGUUGCCUUCCCUAAACCAUUGCCCGGUUUUUGGUUUGUACCAAUAGAUAACACAGAUUUACCCUAUGGAGCUCUUCACACUUGGUUUUGCAAAAUUUUCAUUUUGUUAAGAAAUUUCUAGCCUUUUUGUUACAUAAUCUUCCAUAGACAAAUCAUCGCAAGGUUCUGUUAAACUAACCCUGAACAACAGUCUUCCAACAAACAGAACUGUCGUAGUUGCAUCUCUUUGCUGUUGUGCUGUGACCUUCUUGGGCAAGGCCAAACACCACAGUUUGAGGCAUCGCUGUUUGAAAUCGUUACUCAAGAUGAAUAACUGUAGUGAUAAUGAUCCCAACCUGAAGAGCGCCGUGUACAGAGGAGAAGAACUGCGCUAAACCUGCGCUCAAGUCAAAAUAGCCAAGACAGGAUCGUUUCAACGUGGUUUACAUGGACAAAGUGGAUGAGGACAAAAAUAUGUUUUAAACAGUUAUGAAAUGGUCUAGCCUCUUCCAGUCAUCAAACACUGUGGAAGGGUUGGUAAAGUUCAGCAGCUAUCUCUUGACUAAACGGGGGCAAAGUUUACCUCAGUAAUAUAUGUAGACGACAAACUUCUUGGGCUCUUAUCUUUCUCCCCUACUGUGUGUUCUACCUUUGGUGACGCCAUACAUCUCCACAGGUCCUCAUCUGUCUUGUUUCAAAUCAAUUAAAAAAAAAAAAAGCCCUGUAUGUAAAUGUAUUGUGACUAUGACUUUCCAUACAAGCUCCAGAUGAUAGAAGAAUGGUACUAACUCUGGCAAAAACGACUAUCGGUUCACUAAGGCUGUCUCUCUACAAGGGGCGUGAUUCCCCUCCUACGCUAGCUGGAUGAAAGUUAGUGUGAGUAUACGUAGUAGAGGAGGCAUGUCUGAACUUUACCACGUACAAACCAGCCUGAAGUCGGCGGGCACGUGCUCAGUACAGCUAAGCUACCAUGGCUACACUACUAUUUAUAUCCGCACUGGCUCUCACUGAGCUACCGUGAGAAGUGUACGCGAGCAGCGGAUUCACACCCCUGACUUGGACAGUAGACCUAGCCCACGAUACGUGAACAUAGAGGCAGGCUAACAUUAAAUGGAAAUACACCAUAGUUUAAUUCCUUGAGUUUUUUAUGAGGCAUAGUGUGUGUUCAGUAAGACUGUAUGUCUGGCAACAUGUAUGUCGUGUGCUGUAGAAAAUGCUGUGGCUUCAGAUGACCGAGGAUUUAGCAAUAAAGUAACUAACGGCCUAUUUUCUAGUACACUUCUGAAAACAGCAUUCCUGCAACUGUUUAGCCACAGUUCUUUCUUGCAGGCUGCCAAUGUAGCUUAGCAUUUGGGGCAUGGAGAAGGAGUGUAGGCCCAGAUUCUCAAUGCUGUUUGGGCACCUAACUUGCAUUGAUUUCAUUGGAAGUGGAGCCUGAGUACAUUUGAGGAUCUGGGCCAUAGUGACUGUACUGUAAUGUAGCUGGAGCAGUGUGUGUUGUAAGCCCAUGCUAGGGCAUGACUAGCCUCUCAGAAAGGUGAUCUGGUGCUUGUCCACCUGCUGAAGACUGGUGGGUCAGGGUGUUUGAGAAUGCUACCCAGCCCCCAGGCUAAUGUGCUGAAGUCUAGUAGAACACUACAGCUGUUGUCCACAGCCAUUCCUGCAUGCGCCUUUCUAAAGACCCCUCCUCUUUACAACCCUCUCAGCUUACCAUGGGCUUGAACAGCAGUGUGGAAAGACACCGAACCAUGGUGGUGGAAGGAAUUUGUGCAGUCCUACCCCGCACAAGGAAAGGGGACUAAGACCUUUCAGUGUUGUAUCUGGUAAGUCUUGACCAAUGGAACUAUUCCCAGCUAUGUCCUCAUGAACCUGAGUCCUAUUAGCAGGUGGCUAGGCACGCUUACCCUCGGCUGUAGAAAGAACUGAUGAAAUACAUGACAGCCACCUCUGCUCGGGGGGCAGCAAAUCAGAGAAAAAUGGUGACCACAUUGGUAGUGUGGGUCAAUGACUCAAGCAGAGGCUCUGAAAAGACUCUUAAUGUCGCUGCUUGUGGAAUGGACCAUCGAAGCCAAGUGAGGGCCACCUCCAGGAUGGCGUUCUGUUGACUGUAAAACGUGUAAAAGCCCAGCCUUUGUUUAGCAAGCAAUUGAUGCCAGUGUUCUUGCCAGCCAUUCCCUUUUCACAGUCUCCUCAGCAAGUGGUUGCCAGUCAAUGCCCGCAGUGGUUGUUUUCUACCAGUGUUAUAGACACCUUCUAAUCAUGCUUCGGAUGUGGCUAAGGCAUGGCAGUGGCUUUGAUAAUCGGCUUAUUGCCAUGGACAGAGCUGAAACUUCAGUGCAAAUGCGGCUUGAUCUAACAACAGUUUCUACCAUCCGUCAUCAAGAGAUGACUUAUGGGACAGCUGCUCCUCUUCCCCACGUGUUGUUACCGUAAGGACGCUACAGGAUGCCAUCCCCUCUUAUUCAACAUCAGAACAAUAUUUCUGUUGAGAGUGAGAUAUCUGCAUGCUGAUGGUGCAGAUCCUUCAUGUGCAUCUUCCCUCUUCGAACGCGGCAUCAGCUCCACUUCGGCGCUUGGAAAUUGGUACAUGCAUGAAUAGCAGGCGGUUUGAGCUCAGCUUGAGUGUGGACACAUCUGCUGAGAGUGGGAGGAGGAAAGCAUUGUAUUUUAAGCUGUCUGCUUUUGCAGGGUGAUGUCAACAGACUAAGGAAAUACAUCAAUGCUCAUGGGUACCCAAGGCACAACAUUGGCCAGGAAAGCUGCCUUUAGACUUUGCAUAGUUGAGAGAUUGAUUCUGUUCUCUCUGAUGCAGCCUAGCCAUGGAGAUGAAUGUUUUUGUCAUCUGUAGACUCUGCCUGAGUUGACUGCAAAGACGAUGCAGAAACAGAGGCCUCUCUCCUCCACAGACCACACCAGAGAGCCCAUCUCACCGGUGCGCCAUUCCUAUGCUGGCUCCAGUUGACACUUUGGAUCUGUUUCAUGCUGCUAGACCUGACCUUCACAGAUCGUAAUGUGCUCAGUCCUAUCUCUUUCUCCUGCUGCCCCAUUGCAGUGACUGUUAUCUGAAAUAGUAUAGUUCACAAUCCCAAAGGUGAAGCUCUUUGGACAGCAUAUUUUAAGUGGAAAACAUUUUGGCUGUGGAAUUUCCUGCCAUCUGGUUGAUAUAAAUGCCAGACUCUUUCCACACUUUGAGCACAGUGCAAGAUCCAUCUCUUUGUGCAUACCUCCCAUAGUCUGGUGCAAUAGUGCUUUCCUGGCAGGCAGCCACCAGAGAGGACACUGAUAGGGAUAGAAGAAGUGAUGAGAAGCUUCUGGUCCUUGCUCAUGCAGAAAUGAAGUCUGACAUAUGUGGUAUCUAGACAGUUUGGUGAUUGGCACAUUGGAAAUGAAAACAGAUACAAUUUUUUAAAGCUUAAUGUCCAUGCCCUUUCUGUCUCUUAGUCUGGUUCUGAAAUAUCUUCUGUAUGUUUUCAAGACACAACAGAUUUUUGGGCAAGUGGAAUGGAAAAGUGAAUAUAUACAGAAUAAGCAAACCAAUUGAAAAACGGAGAAGAAUUCUCUGGAGUAACUGUUUUUAAGCUGUUUCAAUGUCAGGUAUUUAAAAAGGCUAAGAUGCUUAGGGAAUUGUAGAGUUAUAGCUGUUUUUAUCAAAACUACACCUGCUAUGUGUGGGGAUAGGGUUAAUCAUGUACAGUCUUUGCAUUCAUAUUAAUUACUCGGAGGCUUCCUGCAGAAAGGUGGCAUUGCUUAUAAGUUACGGUAAACAUGUGUAACAGCUGAUAAUUAGGUUUUAUGUAAAUCCAGUGAGAUAAUGCAAUAUAAUUACAUUUUGAUGGUCUAAUGGCAUGGAUCAUGCCAUUAUCAGCUCUGAGUGGAGAAUGCUGUAAAAUGUGAUAAUUAUAUAAACUUACAGUGGUCCCCCGGCCAGUGCUUAAAAUAGCAUUAACAAAUUUGAAGCUAGAGUGGUUUAGAAAACAUGGCGCAGAGAGCUCAGAAACGAUAUUGGGAGUGAGGUUGAAUCCUUGUGAGGCUGGGUUGUGCUUGCAGGUGGUCCUUGUGGGCUCAAAGGGAGACAUACACUGUGCUGUCGCAAGCACAGGCAUGAUCCUUUGUCCAAGCCCCUGUCUGAUUACCUCUUCUGCAAGCCUCAGGGCACACUUGUAUUGCCUGUCUGCUUCCUGCUUGGAAAGUUGCAUUUGGCCUGUACCUGCUGCCUUUCCAGCCCUUGUCAGCAGGGGAGGAGAAGGAGGUCACUAAAAGUGCUAUUCAAUAUCUCAGCUUUCCAACCCAGGCCAAAUGCAUGUUUAAGGUAUACAGUCAGAGAUAAGUAUGUUAUUGAAUAAGGACAAAAUGUCUGCUCUGAGUUUUAGCCAUAACUUCACAAUGUCUGGCUUUUAUGGUUGUAACUUAUUCCCUCAAUGUUAUUCCAACACUUAUGGUUUGGUUUAGGGUAGUAUAAGCUUCUACUUAGUGAUGCUUAAUCUUAGUUGAUCUUUGCGAACUUAGUGACUCAUUUUGCCAAAAAAUGGUUAAGUCAUCUGGGCGAAUUGAACAUCUGGUCACAGUAUAUCCUCGUGUGGAUUUAGCUAGGUGACUAAGUUCUGAUGUCAUUUGCUUCUCAUCCUUAUUGAUAACACACAAGUGGUCUGAGGCCCUGCUUGCCGGUCCGUGAGAUACACCGUCAUUAAGAUUCCCAACACAAACCUCAUGGAUCUAAGGAACCUGUGUUUUUCAACAUGAUUCACUGGUUAUAAAAUCCAGCAACGAGUUUAGAAUUUAGCAUCAUCAUAUAUUUUAGCUUUACCUCUGUAUAUCUUCCUGUAGAUUUUAAUCAGGCCAUGGAUAUUAAACUAAACCACAACUCUUCAUGUGUAAUACAUUUAAUGAAAAACUAGGAAAACCUCUUAGUAGUCACAAGACUGUAAAUAAUGAAUGAAACUCUUAUGAAUGGAUAUUUAUUCAUUUAAUCCUUCAUAUCCUAUACAAGCUUAUUGUGUAAGUGGCAUUUUUUAAAGAGUACCUUGUCUACUCAAUCCAGAUCUUAUCUAGUGGAUGAAUGUUUGGAUGGUGGAUGCGUUUAUGCACGUAUGUUAUUUACCCAGUUGCCCAACCUAUUGUUGUGUAAGUACAGUCAUUGCUAAACGUUGCCUAACGUCAAACAAAAUUAAACCAUUGUAGUAAAUGUAUAUACCUGGGGUAAAUUGUUGAAAAUGGUAAGGUUUAACAAGGAUAAAGCUGUAGCAGUACAAAUGCUUUAAAACGUACCAUAGCAUUGCCUGAUACUUUGUGUAUUUUGUGCAGUCUGUUUAUCGUUCAGCUGGAUUUUUUUUUUGCAAAGUGCUGUAUUGCAACCUGGAAAUAGAAUUUUUUUCAAUCUACAACACAGGCUGCUUUCUCACUGCCACUACAAUGACUGUGUGCCUCUGCCAUCCUCUGUAGGCGCCAUCUUCAUGUCCGUUGUUCUCAGCCCUUCUGCUGAAACUGAUGACUAAUUAGUGCCAAUUCUGAUGGUGCUAUUUGAUCUAAACGCUUGUCCACUAGCAAGGGGUCUGAGACCACCCACUCGUUUCCACUUACGUCCUUCAACAGCCACGAAAUGCAAAGAUCUUCCGUUACUACUGACCUGGCUCAGAUUCAGAUUGGGAACUUUGGCUCAUUUUCAAAUGUAGAUCCCAGAUUGUGUGGGUUGCCAUUAUUUUCCAGACAUUUUUCACUUAACAAGUAAAUGCAGAACAGAUGAUGUUUAGUGUAUGGCAGAACUGCCUUUUUGUGUUUGUAGUGUAAAUAAGGAAAACCUUUUUGCAGACUUAAGAUGCACUUUCAGGUUAAAAUACAAAGUCUGUAGAAUGCCAUUUAAAAUGCUGGUUAUUCUUGUAAUUGUAACAUUCCCUAGCAUCCAUUUCACUGAAAUUACUGUACUCUCGUUUAGUGUCCCAUUAGGGAAGGAGAGGAGAUUGUAACAUUUUUGCAAUACAUAUUUAUAGCUAACUGACUGAAAGUUCAUUUAAACUUUAAACCAUUAUAAAUUGGCUGCUAUUCUAUGAAUUAGGUUUACUAGACUAAUUUUUAUAAUGCAUGAGAUUCAGUUUAAAUGUAUUUAUAAUGUUAACAAGUAGUUAAUUUGACACACAGAAUGUGUGAGAAGAAGUCCAACUGAAAGACCUUCACUUCUUUGACCUCUUUGUGCAUUUGCACUGACCAGUGUAAAGGCGUUACAUGGAAUGCAGUGGUUUGAACACAACUUACUAAAAUUGUUUCUAAAUGUCUGAUUAGAGCAGCAGUUCCAAUGUUUACAGAUUGGUGACUAUUGAUUGUAUGCACCCUGGUUCACUUUUGACACCGUGCACUGUUGUAUGUUUUGGAAGCACCGUUUUUACUUCCCGUGCCCAUGAAUGGAAUCGUUGCCUUUUUAGUUUGGGCUCUUAAGUAACCCUUGGGAAAUACAUCACUGUGGAUGUUCACUUUUCUGCCAUGAACUGAUAGAACUGACUCUGGGCUGAUAAAAGUAUUAGAUUGAACAUUUCUUCUGAAAGGACCAGUUUAUUUUUGAUAAUGUAUAAAAUGGUUUUAUAAACAAUUAAGUGGUGUUGAAAAAGUUGGUCUGAGCUCUAGAAGCAAGUGAACAUUGUGAUUUAAAAAUGUAUUUCAAAGCAGAUAAGCAUUUUUUCUUUAUAGGGUAGUGAAAUGAGCCUUUCACUCCCCUUAGUUCUGUUCUGUGUUUAGCAACACGUUUGUAACAUGUUUAAGACAUAAUGCACUUAGCUUAUCUAUUAAGAGAAAACUUAUUCUCAGAAGAGGUGGUUUCAUUUAUCUUCAAUUUAUGCCAUAUUGUGCUAACCACCUGGACCUUUUACACUUCUCUUGUAGCAAAUCACAAUAUAAACGCCUGUUUAAGAGGCUUAACUUUCCAUCUCUGAAUUCCUACAGAUGAAAGGACAAAAAUUCCUCAUUUGGGCACAAAAUUGUGACAAUUCUGGUUAUUACCUUGUCUACCUAAAGUGACUGUGCCGUGCAGCCAUCCCUUGCUUCCAAAGGCAGCUGUCUCUUGGGCCAAAUGUAUACCAGUAAGGGACGCAGAAUCCUAUAUCGGACAAAUGCUGCUCUGGCAAUUGCUCUCCUCCCUUUAUGCUUUUAAAUUUGUCAAAUAGGGAGUAGCAAGAGGUGCCUAAGAAAUUAGUAAGUAUUAAAAGUGAGCAAAUACAGGUGCGUAGAAAACCUAAACCUGACUCCUUUAAAGCAAAAUCUUGCGAGGUCUGUGUCAUAGAAGUAGUUGUCUCAUUUCAGCUUUUCAAAAGUGCUAAGAGAACAUUUUAAAUUGGAAAUGGCUGAGAGACAAACAGUAAGAUACCUUGGUGAAGCUGCAGAUUGAGAUGAAGGGUGGGGGCUGGGGGCAGGAUCUGAUAUCUUGAUAUCAAAAUCAGAGAAGCACAGAUUGUUUUGUUAACCAUAGAAAAGUUUGAUUAUCCUCCUGUAUGCAAAAGUUCCAUUAUGUGGUAAAUGAUCAUUACCUGAGUAAUUGUGUUAUUUUCCAUUUCCAUCUAGUCCAAGCAGCCCAUUUUAUUGGACUAGCUCUUUAAAUAAGAUGAACAGGUUUUUAAAAACAAGGUACUUCAUGAUGUCUACAGCAUUUCUUGUGAAUGUUGUAACAUGUUGUGCCACGUGGAUUACCUGACAAGCUAAGCUAAACUGACCAUUGAAUAGUUCAGCUAGUGUGAAGUGCUGAUUCUUUGUGCUCCUGCCUGAUAAUUCUUAGAAACAAUUUGUUGACUGUGUACCUCUUAAUGUGGUUGAAUUCUAUUUCUGUGUUGUGUGCCUCAAAUUAAUAAAGCAUAUCACACAUGUUUACUUGUGGUUUGAGCUUAAACAAGGGUUGUCAUGGUAUAACUAGUUUCUAGUUUUCUGCCUUGCAGACCAUUGUGCUGGUAAUCUGUCUCUAUGAAUUAAUGUUCCUGAAAUGUAGUAACUAAAAAAUAAAAAAGAGGUUGACUUUUCUUUUAUAUUUAAACAUCAGUUUGUGCUCAGAUUGUUCUUAGAAUAAUUCUGUAUAUAUUUUGCAAUAUGGUUUUGUGUGUAAUUUUGACUGUACAUUUUGCACUGAUUGAAAUUCUGUAUUCUAAGUAUAAUUUGUGAGUACCAGAGAUCUAUAACUAGAAUUUAUGUUUGUGACAAAUAUAAUUGGUAAUUUCUGUUA
Molecule: messenger RNA, 11255 nt
Organism: Chelonoidis abingdonii (Abingdon island giant tortoise)
Lineage: Eukaryota; Metazoa; Chordata; Testudines; Testudinidae
Gene: DGKQ
Product: diacylglycerol kinase theta
Biological process (GO): phospholipase C-activating G protein-coupled receptor signaling pathway
Cellular component (GO): membrane
Molecular function (GO): ATP-dependent diacylglycerol kinase activity
Source: RefSeq, a predicted model, not a curated record